AUGCGUUCAUACAAUGUUAGCCACUUUGCUAAUAAAACUGUUGCUGCCCCCACUCGUCAUACCACCGCUACUACUGCUGAUGUUGCUGUGGAUGCUGUUGAUGAUUUCCAGUUGGAGGUCUCCUUUGCUGAGGAACCUGCUCAUGCGUCCUCUUUAAUUCUAGUCAGCAGAAUGCGUGAGUGGCGAGCAAAGGCUGUCUAUCAGCCAAAACUCCAACCUCAAGAGUAA
This is a messenger RNA of Mucor velutinosus, 228 nucleotides long. RefSeq lists its product as uncharacterized. Lineage: Eukaryota; Fungi; Mucoromycota; Mucoromycetes; Mucorales; Mucoraceae. Bases 1 to 228 code for a protein of 75 amino acids. The record is from RefSeq and is a predicted model, not a curated record. The transcript is spliced from 3 exons.